Molecule: messenger RNA, 1567 nt
Organism: Marmota monax (woodchuck)
Lineage: Eukaryota; Metazoa; Chordata; Mammalia; Rodentia; Sciuridae
Gene: Dkk1
Product: dickkopf WNT signaling pathway inhibitor 1
Exons: 4
Coding region: 208-1014 (268 amino acids)
Biological process (GO): negative regulation of canonical Wnt signaling pathway; multicellular organism development
Cellular component (GO): extracellular region
Molecular function (GO): receptor antagonist activity; co-receptor binding
Source: RefSeq, a predicted model, not a curated record
CGGAAUGCUCAGAGCUCGCUGUAUAAAGGCAGCCACCGUGGCGGUGGCGGCGCAGAGCUCCCUGCGCCCAGCAGUCAGGACUCUGAGAUCAUUGGAGGCUCUGGGAACCUUAACUCUGUAGCCAGCCGCACCAGCAAGGUUUCCUUGGGAUCAGGCUUGCAAAGUGACAUCUCUCCUUUCUCUUUCUCCCGCUUGAGUACUUCUGAGAUGACGGCUUUGGGCACUGUAGGAGCUGCUCGGUUCUUGGUCUCCCUGAUAGCAGCAGUUCUUUGCAGCCACUCUCUGCAGGGUGUGAGCGCCACCUUGAACUCGGUUCUGGUCAAUUCCAACGCUAUUAAGAACCUGCCCCCACCACUGGGCGGCGCUGCCGGGCACACAGGCUCUGCAGUCAGCGCGGCACCAGGAAUUCUGUACGAGGGCGGGAACAAGUACCAGACCCUUGAUAACUACCAGCCUUACCCGUGCGCCGAGGACGAGGAGUGCAGCACCGACGAGUACUGUGCAAGUCCCACCCGCGGAGGGGGCGCCAGCGUGCAAAUCUGUCUCGCCUGCCGGAAGCGCAGAAAACGCUGCAUGCGUCACGCAAUGUGCUGCCCAGGGAACUACUGCAAAAAUGGAAUAUGUAUGCCUUCUGAUCAUAGUCAUUUUCAUAGAGGGGAUAUUGAGGAAACCAUCAUUGAAAGCUUUGGUAAUGAUCACAGCACCUUGGAUGGGUACUCCAGAAGAACCACCCUGUCUUCAAAAAUAUAUCACACCAAAGGACAAGAAGGUUCUGUCUGUCUCCGAUCAUCAGACUGUGCCACAGGUUUGUGUUGUGCUAGACACUUCUGGUCCAAGAUCUGUAAACCUGUCCUCAAAGAAGGUCAAGUAUGCACCAAGCACAGGAGAAAAGGCUCCCAUGGGCUGGAGAUAUUCCAGCGCUGUUACUGUGGAGAAGGUCUGACUUGCCGGAUACAGAAAGAUCACCAUCAAGCCAGUAAUUCUUCUAGGCUUCACACCUGUCAGAGACACUAAACCAGCUGUCCCAACACAGUGGACUCCUUUUAUAUAAUAUAUGCUAUGAAAAUCUUUUAUGACUUUUGUCAGCUCAAUCCUAAGGAUGAACAAAUUGUGUGGUUAUAGUUAAGCAUUCCGAUAAUACCUUCUGAAAAUCUGGAGUGUAAGAGCUUUGUUUCUUUAUGGAACUCCCCUGUGUUUGCAGUAAAUUACUGUAUUGUAAAUUCUCAGUGUGGCACUUCCUGUAAAUGCAAGAAAACAUUUAAUUAUUUUUCUAAAGGUGCUGCAUUGCAUUGUCUGUUGUUUCUCUUGUUAUGUAAAUUUUUGUACACAUUCAUUGUUAUCUUGACUCUGAUAAAUAAUCUAUAUUGAAAUGAAAUAAAUAACUUCAGUUUAUAGCUCCUAAAUGCACACCCUUUCCCCCUUUUAAUUCUAGAGUCUAAACUUCAAGGAACUUUUUAAAUAUGAAAAUGCUAGUUUAUUCUCUGAAAUGUACUGUCUCAAUGCAUAGAUUAAAUUUCUUUCUAGGCUGUGAUAGUCCUUGAAAUAAAAUUUAACAUUUAAUAUGAAA